This is a messenger RNA of Candida tropicalis MYA-3404, 1512 nucleotides long. It is a transcript of the gene THR4, whose product is annotated as threonine synthase. Lineage: Eukaryota; Fungi; Ascomycota; Pichiomycetes; Serinales; Debaryomycetaceae. Gene Ontology annotation, biological process: L-threonine biosynthetic process. The transcript has a single exon. The coding region runs from base 1 to 1512 and encodes 503 amino acids. The record is from RefSeq and is a predicted model, not a curated record. Gene Ontology annotation, molecular function: threonine synthase activity; pyridoxal phosphate binding.
AUGUCUUCUCAAGUGUAUAGAUCUACUCGUUCUUCUAAACCAGAAGAAUUAUCCUUUGAAGAUGUCGUUAUGACUGGUUUGGCCCCAGAUGGCGGUUUAUAUUUACCAUCAGCUAUCCCACAAUUACCAAGUGAUUUUUUAACCAAAUGGGCCGAUUUAUCAUUUAAUGAAUUAGCUUUUGAAAUCUUGAGAUUAUACAUUAACCAAUCAGAAAUUCCAGAUGAAGAUUUGAAAAGUUUGAUUUCUAGAUCUUACUCCACUUUUAGAUCAUCUGAAGUUACUCCUUUAAAGAAAAUCGAUGAUAAUUUGUACAUUUUGGAAUUAUUCCAUGGUCCAACUUAUGCAUUCAAAGAUGUUGCUUUACAAUUUGUUGGUAAUCUUUUUGAAUAUUUCUUAACUAGACGUAAUGCUGCCAAAAAGGAAAAUGAACCAAAAGAUAUCAUCACUGUUGUUGGUGCUACUUCUGGUGAUACUGGAUCUGCAGCAAUUUAUGGUUUAAGAGGUAAGAAAGAUGUUUCUGUCUUUAUUUUAUAUCCAACUGGUAGAAUCAGUCCUAUUCAAGAAGAACAAAUGACUACUGUUGAAGAUGCCAAUGUCCAUACUUUAUCUGUCAAUGGUACUUUUGAUGACUGUCAAGAUAUUGUUAAACAAAUCUUUGGUGACAAAGAAUUUAAUGAUAAAUACCAUGUCGGUGCUGUCAACUCUAUCAACUGGGCAAGAAUCUUGGCUCAACAAACUUAUUAUUUCUAUUCCUAUUUCCAAUUGAAAAAACAAACCAAGAAUGAUAAGGUUAGAUUUGUUGUUCCAUCAGGUAAUUUCGGUGAUAUUUUGGCUGGUUAUUAUGCUUAUAGAAUGGGAUUACCAGUUGAUAAAUUAAUCAUUGCCACUAAUGAAAACGAUAUCUUGGAUAGAUUUAUUAAAUCUGGUGAAUAUGCCAAAGAACAAGAAACUGGUGUUAAAUCCACUUAUUCUCCAGCUAUGGAUAUUUUAAUUUCUUCAAAUUUUGAAAGAUUAUUAUGGUAUUUGGUUAGAGACAAUUCUACUCAUAAUGAUGAAAAAGCUGGUGAAGUAUUGAAUGGUUGGAUGCAAGAUUUGAAACAACAAGGUAAAUUCAAAGUUCCUCAAGAAGUUAUUGAAGGUGCCAGAAAGAUUUUUGAUUCUCAAAGAGUUGAUAAUGAAACCACUGUUGAAACCAUCAAACAAGUUUAUGGUAAAACUUCUGAUAAAUAUGUUAUUGAUCCUCAUACUGCUGUUGGUGUCAACACUUCUUACACUUUCAUCAAACAAGACAAUGAACCAGUAGAGUACAUCUCCCUUUCCACUGCUCAUCCUGCUAAAUUCUCCGAAGUUGUUAACAAAGCCCUUAGUUCAUUCGAUGGAUACUCAUUUGAAAAAGAUGUUUUACCAGCUGAAUUGAAAGCUUUGAGUACUAAAGAAAAGAGAAUCAAGUUGAUUGAUGAAGCCAGUGUUCCAAAGGUUAAACAAGCUAUCAGUGAUAUCUUACAAUUUUAA